GCUCGUUUAUGACAUCCACGCCAGGGUUUAAAGCAGCCUCCAGGCCAGCCUUUUGCUGCCUGUUUGCGGUGAUUUGGGAUUUGUGGAAUGGGAAGUGCAGAGCUCCGGGACAGGAUGUGGAGUCACUGCAGGAUCGUACAGCCCCCCUAUUCUUGACAGAGCUGGCGUGCGUCUGCAUGAGCACCUCGUCUCUGCAGAAGAUACACUGUAGAACCGGAUCGCUUUGUGGCCUCUGGAAACCUGUGUUCCCGAGCCCUCUACUUAAGAGUAAAUCUAAACCCAGUGCAGACAGCCUCGGGGGUUAACUUAAUAACAGAGUGCUCUUUCCCCCCCUCGUGCUGUUGUUUUGCCUGCCCGGACAUGCACUGUGUGUCUGUGUGCCUCUGUGUUUUCAAUAGAUUCAGGUGAUGGCUCACCUCUGGACUCUCCUGUCAGCAGGCCUGCUGCUGAUGUCCGUGGCUGAACCUCUGAGCAGCCCUCAGGAAAAUGACAACAAGUUAGUGAAACACACAGUGUUCACUAAGAGCCAGACCCAGGUGAACGAGAGUGCACUCAGAAAUGUCAGUGAACCAACACCAAGCCACACACCUACAACCUCAGCUCCUUUGACCACCACAACUUCCCCAAACUCUAGCCUUGCUCCACAGUGUCCAGGAAACCAGCUGAUGCAUGAGAGCAGCAAUGUCUGCAUCUGUCCAUCCAUCAUGGUAAAGGAUGGUGACAACUGUACUUGCCCCAAGGGCUUCACCUUGGAAGGAGCAGCUGAGUGUAAAGAUGUUGAUGAGUGCGAAGGAGAGAGACCAGGACCAUGUGACCUCCAUGCCAGCUGCAUUAAUAACCCCGGCUCUUACUCGUGUAGCUGUCUCCGUGGUUACCUGAUGGGUUCUGACGGGUGCCAGGAUGUUGAUGAGUGUGCUUUGGCCGCUGUGACAGGCCUGCAGGCCUGUCAAGGCGAGGCUGAGUGCAAAAACACACCUGGCUCCUUCACCUGUUCGUGCCAUGAGGGAUAUGUAAUGGCUACAAAUGGGCGAGGCUGUGUAGAUGUGGAUGAGUGCAGCUUUGAGGAGCUGUGUCGCCGCGAGCUGGGAAAUGUGUGCGUUAACACUCCUGGCAGCUUUUCAUGCCAGUGCCAGCUGGGCUUCAGAGCAGAGACUGCUGCCUGUGUCGAUGUGGAUGAAUGUAUAGAGAGUCCCGUGGCGUGUGAUGGACGGAGCGUAUGUGAGAACACGCUUGGGAGCUACGAGUGUGUUUGUCGACCGGGUUACCGGGGAAACGGCACACACUGUGAAGAUGAGAAUGAGUGUGUAUCUGGUGGUCACACGUGUGACGCCAACGCUCGGUGCGGUAACAUCAUCGGGUCGUAUUUCUGUCAGUGUUACCAGGGCUUCAACGGCGAUGGACACUCUUGUUUUGACAUUGAUGAGUGUGUUGUGAACAAUGGUCGCUGUGAACACAACUGCACCAAUGAGCCAGGAAGCUACAGCUGCCAGUGUGCCUCGGGUUACCAGCUGGACCCGGACAGACACAGCUGCACAGAUGUGGAUGAGUGUGUGGGACUAAAUGGGACUUGCGAGCACAUUUGCAUCAAUACUCAGGGCUCUUUCCACUGCUCCUGCAGACCCGGCUACCAGCUGCAUAUUGAUGGCCACACCUGCGUGGACAUCGAUGAAUGUAAACUCCAGAAUGGCUGCUGUUCCCACACCUGCACUAAUUCUCCAGGGGGACAUACUUGCCAUUGCCCCCCUCCUCUGCUGUUAGACAUAGACAACCUAAACUGCAGGAAUGCUACAUCCUGUAAGCUGAGAAAUGGUGGUUGUGACCAUAUGUGCACUGUAAGGGCUGAGGGCCACGUUCAGUGCAGCUGUCAAGCUGGCUGGCAAUUGGACGAAGACGCGAGGAGCUGUGUGGAUGUGAACGAGUGUGAGGACUUCACUAAUGGAGGCUGCGAGCAGCUGUGUGUGAAUCAUCCUGGUGGGUUUAACUGCACCUGCAAGGAGGGCUAUAUAGUUAGAAAAGAUGACCCCACCAAGUGCCAGCCUGUGUGCGACCCCCCUUGUCAGAACUAUGGAGUGUGUGUUGCCCCGAACAUUUGCGACUGUCCUCCAGGCUAUCCUGGAGUGGGCUGCUCAGCCAUGUGCUCCCCUCCCUGCGCUCAUGGAGGUACCUGUAUGCGCUGGAACGAGUGUUUGUGUCUUCGCGGCUGGACAGGAGCAGGCUGCCACACAGCUGUGUGUGAGUUUCCUUGUGCCAACGGUGGUCGCUGUGUGGGACCUGACACCUGCCAGUGUCCCUCCGACUACACUGGCCCCCAGUGCCUCUUGCCCCUUUGCACUCCUGCCUGUCAAAAUGGGGGAAGAUGUGUGGACGUCAACAAAUGCACAUGUGUUGGUGGAUGGCAAGGAGCUCGAUGCCAGAUAGAGCCUGUUGUGUGCCAGAAACCUUGCAUAAAUGGUGGCGUGUGUGUGGGCCUCAACCGGUGCCGCUGUACCAAAGCUUUCACUGGAGAGCUCUGUGAACAAGCGGUGACUACACCCUGUGUGCCACCCUGUCAACAUGGAGGCACAUGCAGCCCUCACAACACUUGUACCUGUCCCGAGGGCACUGCAGGCCUGCGCUGUGAGAGACUGACAUGCCCAGUGGUCACUACAGUAGUGAGUAUGGCUCGAGGGGUGAGGAAAGCAUUUAGGGAAAGCUACGUUGACCGCUGUGGACCUUUCGGAGUUCAGCUUUGUACUAAAUACAGGAUAAACCAGGCACGUGUAUACCUGCAGGCCUACAGGGUGGGCUACAAAAUCCAGUGUCCACAGGGGAAGAGCAGAUAAGCAGCGCUGGAUACAGUGAAAGUGGUUUGUCAUAAGAAAAUGUCAUCCUCCAGACAAUCUUUUGGUCAACACAGGAAGAUAGAAACGGACUGAUGUAACAUCAUAUGUAAAGUGCUGAGGGUGUUGCAGCUUCUCUGGGAGAAGUCUUACCUGAUUAUCAGCCUCUGUGUUGAAAUUAAAUUACACUUCUGUCAUAAAGAAGGUUUAUAAUGUCUGUGAAAUCAUGUCAGCGAUUGAAUAAAAAUGAGUUCACAUCAACAAAUAUUUGAAGAUUUCAAGCACGUAGAUGUUCGAACGGGACAGUUUUUCUGUAGUCAUCUCAGAGUAGAUCUCAUGACAGCAGCAGUUUUAUUGUAAGCCAUGUUAUCACUGUAGUACUGAUAAUCAACCUUUUAUGAAAUAAGCACAAGUUCAGUGUUUGAAAUUCCUGUAAAACAUUAAUCAGCUUGAACGUAUAUUCAAACGAACCCAGUCACCUCCAUGGAUCGGUCACUACUCAGAUAGCUAACAUCCAGCCAGUUUUUUUUGUUUUGAGCUCUACUCAUGUUUUUUUUUAAUCUAGAUUAACAAUGAUAGCAACAUAAAAAAUGCCUAAAGUGACAAAUUCAAAAUAAACUAUUGCCUAUA
Molecule: messenger RNA, 3449 nt
Organism: Maylandia zebra (zebra mbuna)
Lineage: Eukaryota; Metazoa; Chordata; Actinopteri; Cichliformes; Cichlidae
Molecular function (GO): calcium ion binding
Source: RefSeq, a predicted model, not a curated record